Molecule: messenger RNA, 379 nt
Organism: Megachile rotundata (alfalfa leafcutting bee)
Lineage: Eukaryota; Metazoa; Arthropoda; Insecta; Hymenoptera; Megachilidae
Source: RefSeq, a predicted model, not a curated record
AUGGAAGAGGGCAGAGCGAAGAGGGGAGGGGAAGGAAGAAUAAAGAGGAGCGAGUACGCGGAGAACAUGGCGAACGAGGCCGAGAGGAGAAGUAGAGAGGCCAGUCUGGUUCCGCGUGUUGCCCGGGGGUGCCAACCGCAGGAUAAUAAUUUUAUAAUUGGGGGAAUUACUCUGGCUCGCCGUGGUACAGUCCCUGUACGUGGCGUGGGAGGGUCCACCGACAUUGUUUCCAUCCGGACGGACGGGACGGGGAUCUCUUCACCGGCUGUAUCUUCCUUGGGACGAAGCCGUGGUUUUUCGCCACCCCAUUCUACAAAAAUGGAAUGCUCAAAUUAUCAUGAUGCUGAGAAGAGAUAGUAACGAUGAAAAUUAUACGACU